AUGGAAACACAAACCAGACAACCUCGGAGAAUAAAUCAACUCCAUAGACCCCAGAUAUAUGUCAACCUUGAGUUUGGCGUAUCUUGGUCCCAGGCUCACCUGCCAAACCGCCAUGGCAUUGAGUAUAGAUCAAGGGGCUUGAGAGAUAAGACGGGAGGAGGCUCAUAUUCACGUCAGGUGCCACCACCAAACACCAACUACCUCGAACCGAUCCCUGUUGUUGCCUUUGCCUAUCCAUAUACCGUCGACGAUAGCAACCAACUACAGCUCUAUUAUCACCCUGAUCAGUUCCUGCAGCUGCCUGUGGAUUCAAACUACGAGUUUUACCAGUCAGAUCAUUCGGAACAACAGCAACAACCACAACAUGCCCCUAUUCCUCCUCGUACUUCAUCAUUAGCAAACUCACAGGAAACCCCUCAGCCUGCUUCACAGACAGCCAACAUUACUACUGUUCCGUCUCUGCCUGUAGACAUCGGCACCAGGCCCGCCACACAAACCACCAUCACCUCCAGCCGUGACCCAGCCCCUCGAGGUCGGCAGUUCUCAAAUCCCAGGAGGUUUCAGCCACAGCUGGAGAGUCCUAUAGAAGAGCCCGAGGAGCACAGGCCGUCACGCGAAUCCAGGACACCGGUGCACUCCAGAGGUCGCUCCGCACCACCACCAAUCGCCGACAGCCCCUGGAACGUCCAGGCACAGCCGGCAAUGUUCCAGUUUACCCAGCAGUCAGUUCCUAGUGCUUCAUCACCAACGCAGUCGGCGGGCUCCGUCGCCAUGCAGGGAAGGUCGAUCUCUCAGGGCGAUGCGCGCCUGUGGAAGGCCCUUCCUGAGCCGCCAACCUCAUUCCGACUCGGCGAAGAGGGGAUGCCCUGGGAUGCCCUAUCUUGGCCAAUGGGAUAUGAGCCCGAGGCGGACCCAGAGCAUACUCGCGUGAGCUCCUCAUAUCCUGGAGAGCGCCGUCUACCCCCAAGCUUUCCGACCGCGCCCUCGAGCCGUUACUCGCCACGUGAUGGGAGUGCAAGUAUGACAUAUCUCCCCUACAGCCCAAUCCCCGUUGCAAACAUCCAAAUCACCUCUCCGGUACAAACACCAGGAGUGUCACGACCAUCCGCUACGGCUGUCACGUCACCCGAGGGUCGGGAUUUGGGAGCACUGUCGGUGGCCAUGAUGACCAUUGACAAUGGCUUCGAAUCACAGUGGUGGAACCAAGGCGAGCGCGAGGCCAUCCAGGUCCGCACGGCACCAACAACACCGGUGCUCGGCAAUAAUAACAAUAACAACGACGAAGAAAGCGGGGUGAGAUUCAUCAGCCCUGAUUCUGCCCACCAUCAGCUACGAAUGCAGGACUUCUCGGCUGCUACACUUGGCUGGGCUCUUGCUACACCCCCUCUUUGGCAACAGUCGUCUCGUUCAAACGAUGGCCAAAGUCGUGGCCACCAGCACCAACCAUCGAACGCGCCUAGCUUCAACACGGAGAGCAUAGUGUCGCCCAUGACGCCACCGACGUACUUUAACAUGAGGAGGACGCUUUCGACACGAUCUGACGACGCUUAUUCAACAAUGGGACGGUAUGCGUGA
Pyricularia grisea is the source of this 1575-nucleotide messenger RNA. RefSeq lists its product as uncharacterized. NCBI's taxonomy places the organism in Eukaryota, Fungi, Ascomycota, Sordariomycetes, Magnaporthales, Pyriculariaceae. The coding region runs from base 1 to 1575 and encodes 524 amino acids. The transcript has a single exon. The record is from RefSeq and is a predicted model, not a curated record.